Nelumbo nucifera (sacred lotus) is the source of this 3421-nucleotide messenger RNA. The record is from RefSeq and is a predicted model, not a curated record. Lineage: Eukaryota; Viridiplantae; Streptophyta; Magnoliopsida; Proteales; Nelumbonaceae.
AGUUUUUUUCCUGAAGAAGCGUUUAUGGGUGCUUGCUCCUCCACUCUCAUGAACUAAAAAUUUCAGCGUUAAGCCCAACUUUUGCUUCAAUUUGUUUGAAAAGUUGGUCUUUGUAACGGGUUUCUUCAAAACCAUGAAUAGUGUUUUCUUCCAUUUCUUCGUUACUGUAAAACCAUAUUCUAAGCUCAGGGAACCCGUUAGAGUGAUGUGAAGCUGGGAUUAUGAUGCCAAGGUUUUGUGUUCAAAAGUUUUCAUUUAAAAAAAAGUCUCUCUUUUUUUUUUUUGAUCAAUAAAAAUAAAGUCUCUUCUUUAUCUUCAAAGCUGAUUUGGAACACUAUUUAACAUUCUUUUGAUUCUAAAUACUGGGUUCCUACUAGUUUCUCUUACUUAUGAUUGUUAGUAAGCUGAGAGAGUGCUUUUUUUCUUUGGUCCAGGAAAUAAAAAAAAGGAUUCUUCAAUUUUAUUCUCUUCAUUUGUUUGAAGAAAAAGAACUCCUUUUCCAUGCGGGUUGUUUGUUCAAAACUUCAAAUCGUUUCUUUAAAUAUCUUAGUUCCAAAUAAAGAAAUAAAUGCAUAUUUUGGUUGCUGAAACCGUUCUGCAAUUGUUGAUUCUGGAAGCUUUUUCUAGGGUUUUCAGAGCCUUCAUGUUGUAGUUAUCUUUCCUUAAAAAAAGCUACAAGUAAUUAGGUAGUGUUUUAAAGAAGCUUAUGCGCCUUUUAACGGUAAGUUCAAAUACUAUUUAUGGUGUGAAUUUCAGAAUUCGAGAGAAAUGAUGCAGAUAGUGGGAGUAGGAAAGGUUUUAUUUUCCGUCUCUCUUUUUUCAUCUCUACUAGGUUUUAUGGACCGGGGUCUCUUUCUCCUUGGUUUUAAGUGUUGAAUCCAUUCAUAUCCUUCUUCUUUUACUAGAUCUGUUACUUUAUUUUGUUUGCCAAGCUGCAACAACCAUUUUUCUUCUUUUUGACCUAAUGUUAUCUACAACUUUUUCUUUUCCUUGUUGAAGUUUUCGUUUCAGAGUCCCUGCUCGUAGGCUGUUUAUCUUGUAUUGUUGCUUUGUUUCUCUUUUGUCUUACAGGGAGAUGCAGUGUCUUUUUUUGAGGUGGUGCUUUUUCAAUUUCAGAGAGAUGCAGUGUCUGUGUUUGAGGUGGUGCUUUUUCAAUUUCUUUUUAGGUGAAUCUCUUGUUUGUUUUGUAUUUGGUUGCAGAAAAUAGGUUUGAAAUGGAUUUUUCAGAGUCUACACGAGUUGUCUUCAAUAGAAUUCAGAAAUUAGAGCCCGAUAAUGUGUCCAAGAUUAUUGGCUAUCUUCUACUGCAGGACCACGGCGACCGGGAGAUGAUCCGGUUGGCUUUUGGUCCUGACAAUCUGAUCCAGGCCUUGAUCAACAAGGCUAAAGCCGAGCUCGGUUUGUCCUCUAAGCCAGUGUCCUCUGCUCCAGUUUCGCCCUCUUCUAUGAAUGCGGCCCCUGUUACAGAUUUACCCUUGCAGUUCACCCCUUUCUCGCCAGCUUCAUCGCGCCCCUUUACGUCUCCGGCCACCUUCCGGGUCCCAGCUCCCUACUGGGACCCCCAAGUCACAACGGACCAGCAAACCAUAAGUGGCAUGGACUUCAUCCCUCCGGCUUAUUCAGAUUCCAUCUCCGAUGAAUUUCGCCUUCACAAUCAAGCUCAGUUCUUGAGUUUAGAAGAACAGUUAGAUCCAAACUCGGUGGGUCUGGACUUUUCUAGCAAUUACUACUAUCCAGAACCUGCACUGGGCGGGCUAAGUGCAAGGACAAGUAGGAGAUCUCCAAGCCUACCUGAGUUCCCAGUGAAGGCUUGCCAUUACUUUAACAAGGGUUUCUGUAAGCAUGGAACCAACUGUAGGUACUUCCAUGGUCAAACUAUUGGAGAUAAUUUCUCUCAGAUAUUCACUCCAAAUCCUAAUGAGCUGGUUAAUGAAGAUCAUCUCUUCUCCCCUGGGUCUCUUGAAAAGCUGGAGUUGGAGCUCACAGAGCUUUUGAAAUCUAGACGAGGUGUCCCUGUUUCAAUAGCCUCUCUGCCGAUGAUGUAUUAUGAGAAGUAUGGGAGAACACUUCAGGCUGAGGGGUACCUUACAGAGAGCCAAAGACAUGGGAAGGCUGGUUUCAGUCUGACAAAGCUUCUUGCGCGUCUGAAGAACAGCAUUCGACUUAUUGACAGACCUCAUGGACAGCAUUCAGUAGUUUUGGCGGAAGAUGCUCCCAGAUACAUGGAAUACAGGAGUGAGAGGAACGAUCCUGGUGCCAUUGUUGCUGGGUCUCGUCAAAUUUACUUGACUUUUCCUGCUGAGAGCACAUUUACUGAGGAAGAUGUUUCCAAUUACUUCAAGAGCUUUGGCCCCGUUCAGGAUGUAAGGAUUCCUUGCCAGCAGAAAAGGAUGUUUGGUUUUGUUACUUUUGUCUACCCAGAGACGGUGAAGAUGAUUUUGACAAAGGGGAAUCCCCAUUUUGUCUGUGGGGCUCGUGUACUGGUGAAACCCUAUAGAGAGAAGUCAAGGAUUGUUGACAGGAAAUAUACAGAGAAAGUUGAACCUCCAAUGUACUACCCUUCUCAUUUGCUGGAAAUGGAUCCCGAGCUUCACUCAAUGCCUCGACUCUGCGAUAAUUCCAGAAUACUCAGGAAGCAGAUCAUGGAAGAGCAUGAGCAGGCCCUUGAACUUGAGAGAAGGCGGCUCACAGAGUUGCAGUUAGCACCUAAAGCACUGUCCCACCAACCUUAUUUUGGUUACAUGGAUGAGUUGAAGCUCUCAGAAGCCCAUGCAGAUCACAAUGACUUUCCAUCUGCAGACCGUUUCAAUUAUCUGCUGGAUGUUCUGAAUAAUGGUUCAACAAGCGAUGAUAAAACCAGACACACAGGCACCAAUUACAGUGAUCAGGAAAGCCAAGGGAUUAAUCUCCCGGAGAGUCCAUUUGCAUCUCCAAUAGCAAGCAGCAUUUCUACAGUAAUAUAGAAUUCAGAAACAGAGAAGAAUUAUAGAGGUAGACUACUGGAUUCGAAAGUUAAUUGGUUCGACUGGAUACAAAAGCACCUUUUUCCUUUGUUUAUUUGUCAACUUAUCUCAAUGGAUAGAUCAAGCUCAUCGUGAGUUCAUACUAAACUGAAGAAGAAAUAUUGAAGCUUCUCCUCCUGUUACUUGGGGUGGAGCAGGUUCCAAAGAAGAAUGAUAUAGAAAGCUACAUGUAACAAGUUUCUACACUUUUUUUUUUUUUAAUGUAAUCACAGAAAGCAAGCAAGAGAUAUGGGUCUUAGAAGAGAAUGUAAAAUAUAGUCUGCCCUAUUGGUAGGAAAAAAAAUUACAUGACAGUGCAGUGUUCAGAGAAAAAAAAGGUGUAGAAUCUCUGCAAUACUGAGAAACAGAUGGAAAUAAUUUUACUUUAAACGGAAGGUAGUUUUUACUGUUUAUCACAA